UCUUCCGUGGAGUGUUUCAAUGAGAUUCCGCACAGCCAAGCCUUCAGGAACUCUGAUUGAAACCUCUUUUUCGUCAUCAUCUUCGGUGUUGGAGGUAAGUUAUGUAAAUCAAGGUACAUGUCAUGGUAUAAAAGUCAUUGAAUGUUCUUAUACUUACGUGAACUUCGUUGGUAUUUCAGUUGGUUGAUGGUUAACCGUAAUACAACUACAGAGGGCUGUUGGUUCCCAAUUGCCUCACAUAGUGGUGAAUGAUACCCAGUGGCAUCACAUUGAGAUCCUCUGGACAGAUUCUUCCCUUAAAAUAACAAUGGACUACAUCUACAAAGUUUCUGCAGAUGCAUACAGGGGAAAAGACCUUGGAGUUGUCUGACAGUUUUUCAUGGGAGCGAGGAAGAAUUCUACCAAGUCUGCAGUGUACGGUGGAUUUAGAGGCUGUAUACAAGGUAUGCUUUUCUAACAAAUUCUUCUAGUUAAACUGUUAGGUUUAUGUUUCUGUAGCCUGCUCCAGGUAAUAGAUUAGCAGCAAUGCACUGAUUGAUUUUCCGAAGCUUGAAGGAAAAAAUGGUUGUUAAUGAGUAUAGGUAAUAACAUGAUUUCGAGUGCAAUUUGGUGUUUAUACGCUCGAGUGAAUUUUUUAGUACCACAAAAUUGCACGAGCUGUGGGGCGAGGGAAGUUUGUAGUCUUUGAAAAAUUUAUAAUUGCUUAUUGCACCAAAUUGCAAGAUAAAUCAUGUUAUUAAUUGUUAAUAAUUUACAUGAAAAAACAUCACAGAAAGGCAAGGCAGACUAAACGUUAGGUUUGGAGCGAUAGUGUGAGUGCGUAUGUGCGUGCGCACGUGCGUGCGCACGUGCGUGUACGUGUACGAGCAGGUACGUACAAGCGUGUGCGUGCAUGUGUGUUCGUGCGUGCUUAUUUAUGUAGUAAGGGUUGGAACUGUGCUAUUGGAGUGAGUAUGGUAAUAGUGGAUGUAUGAAUAUUAGGCCAUUUCCGACUUCUUAAAGGCUUCCUUUUUUCGUGAAAAUAGUUUCGUUUGCAAAAUAAUUUAUUUUCCUAUGAGAAGUAUCGUAUCUGGGAUCGUUUUAAAACAGAGGCUGUGGGCCUCUCGGAAAUGGUCCAACUCGGUUACCCGUUUAUACGAGGAGACACUAACCUCUCUCUUUCCAUAUCCAUAGGGGUUUUUGUCGGGAGUACCUUAAUCAACAUGAACUCUGGAGUCAAUCACAGAACAGCAUCUGAUUGUGAAGAGAAAAUGGGAAGCCACUGCUCAUCGAACCCUUGUCCAGACUAAAGCACGUGCUAAGAGGAAUUCGACUCCUACAAAUGCAUAUGUCCCGUAGGUUACGUUGGUAAACACUGCGUGCGCGUAUAUUCUCUUAAGCCGUGCCGACAUGGCAAAUGUGAAAGUUCAAACCAUGGAAAGGGAUUCCGAUGUGGUUGUCCUCAACAGUACACUGGUAAGUGGAAUUUUUUCAAUUUUUAUCUUAUUUUUUUUCAAUUAAAGUUAUUACCUAUUGGGCACAUUUCUAAAUAAAAUAAAUAAGUAAAUAAAUAGAGAAUAAUACAUGGGCGCGCGUAGAUAUGGAAUUUCCCUUCGAGUGUUUAACUCGAUAGCUCACGUGUGAGAUGUUGAGUUGAAUACGAGCGAACUUGUACUGGUGAUUGGGUCGAACUCCCACAGGUGAAUAGGCGCGAACUUGCAGUGGGGCGAAUUCACCAGUUACCGAUAUGCAAUCUCUCAAUGUUGAACUUAAGAUCCACUUAAAUAUAAAGUUUGAAUGUUUUGUAUAAUUUCUUAGGGGAAUUUUGUGAAGUUCGCAUUGAGAUACCUUGUCGAGAUAAGUACUUUGGUGCUUCAAGUAUAGGCGUCUGUGGUCCGUGUAAAUGUGAAGUGGGGAUGAAUCUGAGUCCAGUUUGUAACAGGUCUACAGGAGAGUGCUACUGUAAUGUAAGUACCACAUGGAAGAAGCUUAUCAGAUGAACUUUACUAAAACCGUGGAAAGUUACGAGAGUCUAAACCAGGGAAAAAAUCAGAGCAGUUUCUGUUUUUCUUUAAGAAGUCGGGAGAACGAGGGAAAAAUCAGUGGGGGAAAAAGCGAUAAUGCAGAAAACAAAUGAACAAAUGAAGAAAAGACUCCUUAAUCUACCAUUAUGGACUUAGGCAGGAAAGGAGAAUUGUUUGCAGUCUGGGGGGACAUAAAGUUUUUUGUGUGUGUGCUUUUACAUUUCGUCGAAAAGAACAGGUUUUUAUACAGAUUUGUUUGCGAUUUGCAUCAUUCUUUAUUUGAUUGGUAUGGGAAACAGUGCUGAAAAGUACAUUGUAGUGGGCGAUGUGUCUGAAAGAAAGCCACUGAAUGGCUCCCAUGUGGUCUUGCAAUUUUCGUCGCCUGUAAACCGCGGCUACUGUUUUAGAAUUCAGUUCUGAUGCUGUGUCCUCCAUUCACUUGUUAUGCCAUUGGAAAUCUGUGCUUUUUUUUAAGUAUUUUUCUCAUUUUGUUUUUGUCCAGGCAAAGCGCUAUCGAAAUAUUGUAAGCUACACAUUUUCGGGGUGCCCCUGUGUUUAGUGAUGGCUGUCUUAGAUGUGACUGUGAAGAGAUUGGUAGGACUGCUGAUCAGUGUGCUACAGAGAAUGGCCAGUGCCCUUGUCUUAGAGGCCGAAGGGGAGGGAAGAAUGUGGUCGGAAGGCGUUGUAAUCAGUGCGAAGACAAACAGGGUCAGAUUGUGAGCGGUAGAGGCUGUGUGGGUGAGUGAGAUUUAACUUAAAUUGAACGCGUUGCAAACGCAGUGAAAAUGCGUAUUUAAUUCGUGUGAAAUGGGUUUACUUAUACGUGUAAGGCGUCAACAGUGCGGAUGAAACACGCCUCCACCCGUUCAAAACGCGUCUUUAUUGCAAGCGAAAUGCGUUUGCAUGGGUUUAAAACAGGCGCUUUGACAAACAUUAACUAUGUUGCUGAGAGACAGUCUUUUUCAGUUUGGUCAGAUCGAGAAGAAUCCCGAUUUUUCUAAUUUCCUGAGGAAUAGGAAAUUGGUUGAAUUAUUGGAAGGUCAGAUAUCUGGUAACAUUUCUUUCAUAAAAAAGGAUAGUCAAUUUUGAUUCAUCUCUUUGAGAGUUUCCAGAAACAGUUUGCUCGAGAAAUCGUGAGUCUUCUGUUCACAUAAUUAACAAGGAAUUCUAAAGUGUAAAAUUUAUUGUUAUUUUUAUUAUAAUUAUUAUCAUCGUUAUAGUUAUUAUUAAUAUUAUCAUUAUUAUUAUCAUAAUUAUAUUAUUUAACCACAUGAAAAGAAGAUAUCUCGAACAACCUUCGUCAUGUUACCUCUAUUUAUUUAUAUAUAUAUAUAUAUAUAUAUAUAUAUUUAUUUAUUUAUUUAUUUAAGUAUUAUUUGUUAUCUAAAAACGGGAAAUGAAGAACUCUGGAAUUAAGUCCUAUUUUAUUUGUUUGUAUCCAAUAGUUAUUGCCUCAUCAUGUCCAAGAGCAUUUGCUGAGGAGAUAUGUUGGAAGAAAGAAAUGUCCUUCUAUUUCUUUAUGGGGUGGGGUAAGUGUGCGAAUGUUGUCCAACAGGGAGUGUAUGUAUCAACCCUUUGAAGUAAUGAACAAUUAAACUCUCCCUCCAAUAUCCAUACAUUAUCCAGCAAACAGGUGGUGAGAAUACCCAAAUUAUCAGGUAGAAGUUGUUAUGAAUGACUGGUACAAGAAACCUAUCAAAGUUACUAUUUUAUAAUAUUCACUCGCCGUCAUCUAUUGGAAGAUAAUUUUGCGCAAUUAAUGCUUUCAAAUAAUACUAAUAACAAACUAUUUGAGGCAUAAAACACGGAUUUCUGUGCAACGCGUGUGAAGGUUUUAACUCGGUUUUUUUUUUUGUCUCAGGAUGUCCCGCUGCUGUGGUCGGAGUUUCCGCUGGCUAAGCGAACGAGGGCUACGGAAACCAGAGAUUGUAAGUCAACUUUAGAUGGUCUCUGUAGAACUUUUUACCAGCCCGUGUAAAUAGUUUGUUUUUACUUUUAACAUUCCUAAACCAAGCAAUAGAUAGUGACAGUUCCCACUAAAUCUCGUGACAUUUGACCUUUUUUUUCAUUACUUUUCAGCUGCUGGAUGUCAACAGAUGGAACACUUAUCUGGACGUUUACGAUUCCGAUCAUCAUUAUUGUCGCGGUAAGUAGCUUCACGAAUGAUCCCACUCCUGACAACACAUGUCAAUGUUAACGGCAAACAAAGAGGUAAAUCUCUUGUGGUAAACGAAUUAUCAAUUGAAUUAAAAAUCUCUCUAAAAACAUCCAGUGACAUCUCUAGGAAGCUGGUCUCAUUCCCGUUCUCCUUACAACAUCAUCACGAUAUGAAGCAGGGCGGUGAUGAGAAAAAAAGAAAUAUAUCAACUAGGGGAUUAUUACUCGAUCCAAUACCAAAUUCUCCGAACUAACAUCAUUAGAAUUGUCUUACAAAUGAGAAGGGUUAAUGUCAACCGUCCACUUUUCACUCGUUCUUCCUCAUCUAGUUUUCCCAUCCUCCUCUCCACUUAUAAUUUCGUUGCAGAUACUAUGUUGAUGAACGGUGAGCCCGUUUUAUUUAUAUUUCGUUUUGUGACUUGGUGUUUGCCUCAGUGGCAUUCUUUUGCGCAGUUGACAUGCAUGUUGCUGUGGCAAACAAAACAAACAACUACAUAGAGAUGACGGUCUGAAAUUGUUCAUAUUUAUACACAAAUUUUGUAUUUGUGGAAUGGUGCAGUAUAAGUAUACAGUUACACUGAUUGAUUUAGUAUGUCGUGUUGUUCAUUGGUUUUCUUUUUAUCAUCUUAGCUCAACACACUCGUCUUUAUCAUGGCGCUGUUCACUUCACUUAAAAAACAAUCAAGGAAGAGACGUCGCCGGCAGCACCACCAUCACCACGACGACGAAUAAUCUAACUUGACGUAAGAUAGCACUUUUGACUGAUACAUGAGCGUGUCAAUCGUCUCUUGCUAAAACUUGGUUUUCACGAGUGACGCAAGCAUAAACACAAGCUUAACAGCUCAGAGAAGCAAGCAAGAAUAUAGCGCAAGGAUCAAAAUUUGUCCUUUUUCUUGCGCUACUCUUUGUGCUCGUCGACGUUCGUUUUCAAUUGGCAUACUUACCUGAUGCUCGCGUUUGUGCUUGCGCUUGUGUUUGCGUCGCUGGGGAAAACCAGGCUUAAGCAUAAAAGACUAUUUAACAACUUUUCACCGAAGUAGAGGUUGCUCGUGGUGGAUAUUUACCGAACCGUGAAGCGGCGAGAUUAAAUAUCAACUGCUAGUUUCCUCCACUGAGGUGAAUAGUUAACUACCAUGCCAUAGAUAACGGAAGAUAUUAGAUUUAUGCAGACCAUGUAUUCAAAACCGCUUCCCUCGACUGACCAAUCUCCAACUGCUCAGUAACUGAGAAAUGUUAUAAUACCUAAAAAUGAUAAAAUGAUAAAGUGAAAUUUACCGAAUCCCUCCCAUAAGGUUCUGGAGUAUUCCAAUAAUCCAUUCCCCCCAACUCCAUUGGAAGUCAAUUUUCCACAGUCCACCAUUAAACUCUGUUCGAGACGAUUGAUUCCCCCUCUGUUUCCCUUUAAUACCACGUGAUCCACCUCCCCUCUCCCCCUCUCCCCCUCUCCCUUCCCCCCUCCCCCCGCCGAUAAAUAGAGACUGGUUCGUUAUGAUUUAAACUAGAUAAUUCUUUAUUCAUUUGUCAUAUGUCUCAAAUCUUUCCUUUUUUUUCACGAUUUCAAUUUGAUUUCAUCGACGCGGAAUAUUUGAUUCACUUUCCCACUCUUGCUUUGUUUUAACUCUUUAACUUCCAGACUUAAUCAACAUGUAACUUCUCCCUGAGGUUCCAGUUUAUUAUCUUGUAAAUACGUUUUGAGAACAGACAGUCUUAUCAGCCGGAGAGUAUCAUUCUGCAGUAACACAAAACUCUCCCCUCUAAUUUUCAAGGAAAUGUAUCGUGGUAAGAGGGGAGAAUUUCCAAUUAGAUCUUGAGGUUGAAAGGGUGAACUAACCUUUUUCUUUUCCCCUUCUUCCUUCCCACUUUUCAAUUCAUGCACUCUCUCUCCCCUCCCUGUUCGUAUUCGCAAGACUAUUCCAUUUCUCUGUAUUGAUUUCUUGUUUCUUUCUUCACCUGUUUAACGAAAAGUUCUGUUUCGGUUUUUUUUUCCUUAGAAACGCUCCUAUCACUCAGGGGAGACGGCACCUCUCCGAUCCCCGUAUGAUUUUGACGACGAUGGAAACGCCAAUAGCAUAUCUACCACGGAGCCAUCCAGAAGCGGUUUCCGUAACAGUGUAACGAGUCGGUUCACCACAGACAACAGUAUCACAGAUUCUAUAGGAGAUAAAGAUACCAGUGCACCAGGUGUGUGUUUGAAAUAUAAUUUCUCUCAAAUGCGUUUAUAAAUUCUGCUCAGUCCAAGUAAUAAGAACGUGGUUUUAAAUAAAUUACAGUGAUUUCUAGUCAGCUUCAAUACCCUAGAGACCGAAGAAAAGUGCCCCCACCAAAUCCUCAUUUUCUUUUCUUCAAUGAAGACUAGAUUCGUGCCCUACGAAGCCAAGUUUUCCUUAAUUACAGUCGUCCUACAAGAAAUGUUCCUUUGCAAUUCAAUUCGGUGGGGAGAAAAGAAGAAUCACCUAGAAAGUAAAUACAAGACUUAAAACACAAAAGCAAUCAGAAGCAAUCUCAAGCCACGAUCAUACAUGGAACCAGGCUAACUGGUUUAGUGCGGAAGGGGCUGGGCAUUGAUUGCUGUAUAGUGGAAUUUAUAAUUGCUUUCUUUCAAGGAACCAAUUCCUCUGAACCAUUUUAGGAAUGACUUAUGGCUUGCAGAAACUGCACGUUCUGUUUGUUUGUUUGGUUGUUUGUUUGGUUGUGUCGUCCAAGUCUUUCAUUUCGCUUAGCGAAAGAAUACGUUGUAAUGGAGUUAUUCCUCAUUUCUGGGAACUAAUUUUUGUUUGGUUGUUCAAAUUUUAGAUGGAAAAUCGCGAAAGGCCAAGUACCCUGAUAAUCCUGAACUUGGUAAGUCGUUUACAAUGCGUAAACUCAAACAUUUCUAUGUUUUAACUCCUUUGUAGUCAAUAUUUUGAUGGUCACGAAACGAAGAGGAAAAUAAGGGGUGAUAUUACUUCGUUACGCAAUAUUAUUGUGCAGCGAAACAUCUGUAACACAUCUUUGGUACAGUCAGUUAAAGGCUAACAAUCUUGUGAGUAUAUAUAGAGUGGGUAGCAUUAUAGGCGCACUCUGAUUGGCUACUCAAACUCCAAAUAUCCCUUGCUAAUCACCUCCGAGCAACGCGCGCGCGAUUUGCGCCCGGAAAGAUGGUAAUCGUUGCAGGAAGAAAUGCGUUCGGGUUUUUACCUAAUUAAUUAAGCAAAAAAUACAGUAAAAUUGACCAACUUUAAUGUGCUAGUGCUGAAGGAAGAUUUUUCGUAAGGAAUCGGUGGUGUUUUUACUUCAAAAUAUAAUUCAUUUGAUUUUUAUUUGUGGCACUUUUAGGAGCUUUGGUGUAAUUUUAAAAUUUACAUGAUUUUUUAACAAAGUACUCUCAAAUGCUUGUUGCAAAAAGCGAAAAAUAAAGCAACUUCAAGCCUUCAAAACGCGUCUUGGUAUAUAAGAAAUCAUGUCAAAUUACAUGCGGGCACAAAGUUUGGUCCUUAUACGAAAAUAAUAUGAAAUAAAAAAUUUGGAUGAUUCAGAUAAGUGCCGGCAAAAUAAAAGAGUUUGCGACGCACUGUGGCCAAGAUCAGGACGCAAACAACACUUUCACCUUUACCGGUAACCUUUUAACUCCCAAGAUCUCAUUUAUAAUUCUUCUUACUGUCUGCCAUAUUGUUUUUUAGAAGUUAGUUUGUGGAAUUUGGUAAUGGAUCAAGUAAUAAUACCUAAAUAAGAUUUUUCUUAUUCUCAUCACUUGUCUGCUUGAUAUUGUAUUGAUAUUAUAUUGACAUUGUAAGGAGAAAUUCUGUCUUGGUCACUCAUGGGAGUUAAAGGGUUAACCCCCUGUUACUAUCCAGUAUCUCAAGUGAUCUUGUGUUGUACUUUCAUGAUCUCAGAGUUAGUCUUCAUUUUAUAUUGAAAAAGUUUAAUACAUACAAGGAUAAGUAACCCUUUUUCGAAAUGUUUUUUACCCAGUAAAUCAUUUUUUUCUUUGUUUAGACUGGCAUUAUCAUUGUUGACGAAUGUAAACUAGCCGUGGCAGUGAAUUUUGGGACCAAAGCAGCCUCCUUCUCAUGUGCCGCAGCACGGCAGCUUCAAAUUAAAGAUGAAUCUAAAAAUUAAAGGUAUAUUUUUAUAUAAAUGCACACCAUCAAGAAAGACCCUUGGAGUAGGCAGAGUGGCUGAGUACUUAGGGCACUGGCCACCUGCUUAGGGACUUGCCAAGUGCUUAGGGACUUGUCAUCCGGUGGUCCCAGGUUGUAGUUCUCCACUUUGCUACUCACUGGAUUUGUUUUCAGUUGCACUGAGUUCCACUCGUUGGCUUUGCUCUGUUUAAAGCCAAUUUGUCUGCUUUUUACUAGUUGAGGUUCUUAAAAACUGUGUUGAUGUUUAUUUACUAUGUUUAUUUCCGAUUUGUUUGAAUUAAUUAUUUCUAAAAUUUGUAAGCAAAUUGAGAAUAGAGAAAUAUAUCAUACGAACUGUUAAUAGUGUUAUUAUCGUUAUAAUUAAUUGUUAUUAUUACUGUUAUUAUUAAUUAUCAUCAUCAUCAUCAGAGCUUUAGGUAUUUAUUAGCGGGUCAAUAUAUGCAACAAUUUUAGUAUAGUGGGUGACCUUUAUUGUAAGAUGUUUUGGACGACUUCUUGACCCCAAGCAGUGAUUUUUUUGUCAGAUUACUUAUGUCAAACUGCUGUUGGAGCUCUCAUUUCUGGGAGUCAAAGGGCUAACUGUAAUCUUAAGGGCUAUAACUUCCUGAUCAGUGCUCUUUGAUCACAAGUGUACACUUUUUGCAGUACUUGACCUAUACAUAAUUCUAGAUAUCUACUUACUUUUUAAAUUCACAAAAUCGUGUAUGGAAUGUUUUCGUGUUUGUAAUUAAAAGCGAACUGUAAAUAGUAACACUGUGAUCCUUUUUUUUUUUUUUUUUUUUAGCCCCUUGCAUUUGACAGGCCCUCUUCUUCUCGGUAUGCUCGUGCAGCUACCAAUUAAAUUCCCAGUGCCCUACAAACAUUUUACUGGCUGCAUCAGAAAUGUUUACAUCGAUCACAAGUUCUUGG
Messenger RNA from Pocillopora meandrina, 9190 nucleotides. Lineage: Eukaryota; Metazoa; Cnidaria; Anthozoa; Scleractinia; Pocilloporidae. The record is from the annotation of a GenBank genome assembly.